AUGUCCACUCCUGCUCGCUCAGUGAUUGAUGCUGCUGCUGACUUGUUUCUUGCUUUAUCUACUCUCGAUCACUCUCCCACAGUCAUCACUCUUGCUCAAUUCAACCUCGCUCUCGACCUACUCAGCACUACAUUAUCCACUAUUCACAUUACAGAAUCUAUUCCUUCUCUUUUAUUAUCAACUUCUGAACUUGAUGCAUUAGAUGAAGCAGGUGUUCGUUUAUGGAACGAAAUAGUUCGUCGCAAGUCAGAAUGUUCCAUCAGUCUGCUAGACAACGAUCAGGAAUCAUCCGUGAUUUCUCAUCCCGUUGUGUAUGGCUUAGAGUCAGUUGUUCAAGCUCAAGUGCAUAUUAAUUUUGCCGAUAUGCAUAUGAAAUGCGGCAAAGCAUGGUUAGCUGCCAACAGAUCGGAUGAUUCAGAGAGAGAAUUCAAUUUGGCAUUGCAAGUUAGUAUCAAGUUUUGUCUAGUCGCGUCGCUGGAAUCAAAUGUGUAG
Molecule: messenger RNA, 492 nt
Organism: Batrachochytrium dendrobatidis JAM81
Lineage: Eukaryota; Fungi; Chytridiomycota; Chytridiomycetes; Rhizophydiales
Exons: 5
Coding region: 1-492 (163 amino acids)
Source: RefSeq, a predicted model, not a curated record